Messenger RNA from Acanthosepion pharaonis, 651 nucleotides. NCBI's taxonomy places the organism in Eukaryota, Metazoa, Mollusca, Cephalopoda, Sepiida, Sepiidae. The record is from the annotation of a GenBank genome assembly.
AUGAAAAUAGCCCUAUAUUUAUUUACUAAGACUGUCUCAGUCUAUCGGGCAGUCUGGGACCCAAAAAAUAAUCUCUCUCACCCUCACUAUCUCUCUCUCUCUCUCUCUCUCUCUCUCUCUCUAUCUAUCUAUCUAUCUAUCUAUCUAUCUAUCUAUCUAUCUAUCUCUCUCUCUCUCUCUCUAUAUAUAUAUAUAUAUAUAUAUAUAUAUAUAUGUGCAAUGAAGAAGGGCAGUGCAAAUAGGGUUACUUUCUUUCUUUCUUUCUUUCUUUCUUUCUUUUUUCUUUUUCCUUUCUUUCUUUCUUUCUUGUUACUUUUUCUUUCUUUCUUUCUUUCUUUCUUUCUUUCUUUCUUUCUUUUUCCUUUCUUUCUUUCUUUCUUUCUUUUUCUUUCUUUCUUUCUUUCUUUCUUUCUUUCUUUCUUCUUUCUUUCUUUCUUUCUUACUUUUUUCUUUCUUUCUUUGUUUUACGGGAAAAUUCAUUACACUCACACACACACAUCUAUCUAUCUAUCUAUCUAUCUAUCUAUCUAUCUAUCUUCCGCCGCCAAAAUAUAUACCACUAUCUAUCUAUCUAUCUAUCUAUCUAUCUAUCUAUCUAUCUAUCUAAUUCUGUUCAUAUCUAUCUAUCUAUCUAUCUAUCUAUCUAUCUAA